AGCAACUUAAAGAAGUCCAGACGCUUUUCUUUGCAAACUCCUUUGACUUUCCGGUAUGGUGCAUGUCGCUUUUUCCCUCGCAGCGCUUGGUUUGUAGUUGGAUUUUUGUUUUGUUUUAAUCUAAAGCUACAAAACACCACAGCUGGAUAAGAAUCACUUAUAGCAUUUCACUGAAGGAGGAGAUACAACGAAGCCGCCAAGAUGCCGCGAAUUAUGAUUAAAGGAGGCGUCUGGCGCAACACUGAGGAUGAGAUCCUCAAGGCAGCUGUAAUGAAAUAUGGGAAAAACCAGUGGUCCCGUAUCGCCUCCCUGCUGCACCGAAAGUCUGCAAAACAGUGUAAAGCCCGAUGGUACGAGUGGUUGGACCCCAGUAUCAAGAAAACAGAAUGGUCCAGAGAAGAGGAGGAGAAGCUGCUUCACUUGGCCAAGCUGAUGCCCACCCAGUGGAGGACCAUUGCUCCUAUCAUAGGAAGGACUGCUGCUCAGUGUCUGGAACACUACGAAUACCUGCUGGACAAAGCAGCUCAAAGAGACAAUGAGGAGGAAGUGGGAGAUGACCCCAGAAAGUUGAAACCAGGAGAAAUUGAUCCCAAUCCUGAAACAAAACCUGCCAGACCUGACCCUGUGGAUAUGGACGAAGAUGAGUUGGAGAUGCUUUCAGAGGCCAGGGCUCGUUUGGCCAACACCCAGGGCAAGAAAGCCAAGAGGAAGGCCAGAGAGAAACAGCUGGAGGAAGCCAGGCGGCUGGCUGCUCUGCAGAAACGCAGAGAGCUGAGAGCAGCAGGAAUCGAUGUUCAGAAGAAGAGAAAGAAGAAGAGAGGAGUAGACUAUAAUUCUGAAAUCCCUUUUGAAAAGAAACCUGCACUGGGUUUCUAUGACACCAGCAUGGAGCAGUAUGAUGCUCAGGAGCCUAAUUUCAAGAGGCUCAGACAGCAGCACUUGGAUGGAGAAUUACGCAAUGAGAUUGAAAAGAUGGAGAGGAAGAAAGAUAAACAGAAGAUAAAGAAGAAGAAGGAGAGUGACUUGCCGUCUGCCAUCCUGCAGACCAGCGGAGUGGCUGAGUUUACCAAAAAACGUUCCAAACUAGUGUUACCCGCACCACAGAGUGCCUAUUCCAGGAGUGGGAUGACCUUCCUCGCCUGCUGAGGACGCAUCAAUUUUUUAGGCACAUUCUUGGAUUUUGUUGUAUACAAUUUUCUUUUUCAAUUUCUAUUGUAAUAAAAACUUUUCAGUAAGCUGG
Molecule: messenger RNA, 1240 nt
Organism: Oreochromis niloticus (Nile tilapia)
Lineage: Eukaryota; Metazoa; Chordata; Actinopteri; Cichliformes; Cichlidae
Product: cell division cycle 5-like protein
Exons: 9
Coding region: 202-1146 (314 amino acids)
Biological process (GO): mRNA splicing, via spliceosome; regulation of transcription by RNA polymerase II
Cellular component (GO): Prp19 complex; spliceosomal complex
Molecular function (GO): RNA polymerase II transcription regulatory region sequence-specific DNA binding; DNA-binding transcription factor activity, RNA polymerase II-specific
Source: RefSeq, a predicted model, not a curated record